Molecule: messenger RNA, 5439 nt
Organism: Planococcus citri (citrus mealybug)
Lineage: Eukaryota; Metazoa; Arthropoda; Insecta; Hemiptera; Pseudococcidae
Product: DNA (cytosine-5)-methyltransferase PliMCI-like
Exons: 25
Coding region: 615-4730 (1371 amino acids)
Biological process (GO): negative regulation of gene expression via chromosomal CpG island methylation
Cellular component (GO): nucleus
Molecular function (GO): chromatin binding; DNA (cytosine-5-)-methyltransferase activity; DNA binding
Source: RefSeq, a predicted model, not a curated record
UUUUCCGUUCAGUUCAGUGUUCUUUUCAACAAUCAAUGAUGUGUAUUUCAUACUCAAGUACCGAGUGCUUUAAAUUUCUAAUUAAAUUGUGAAAUGAUUGGCGUAUUGAUACUAGAUCAUUGCCUGUUUCAGUAUUUCAGUGUUACAAUACGGUCGUAAGCACUUCAUAUCACUUGUUUGUUCGCGAGUACUUGUCUAUUUCGGUAUUUUUUCGAAGCUUGAUUACACUACUGCCGGAACUUGGGCUCGUGUUAAUGUGGGUAUAGAAGACAUAUGUUGCGUUCGCAUUCACUCUUCUGCCGCUCUAUCGUUCAGUUAUUAUUAAAAAAAGUGUAAUAGGUUUGUGUGGCACCGCGACAUCGACACCGGUUAAAUACGCGGGUAUCGCUAACUCGUGGUUUUUUUUUCGCCAUCGCCUCGUAAAAUCCUAAUUCAAAGUAUGUAUUUUGUUCCGUUAAUGACGGUUGAAAGUUCAUGACUUCACGUGCAUGUACCGAACACCUGUUCAAAUAACCAUUUUAUUAUAUCGCAAACGGUUUUCGGAAUUUUGACGAAUUUUCAUUACCACCGCCGUUGUGUUUUCGCUGUGGAAAUACGUUUCAACAAAACUCGGGAUGCGCGGAGAUAAAAGAAGCAGCGACUGCGACUCGGAAGAAGAUGAUAUUUUCGUCGAUCCCGAUUACACCCAAGAAAAACGAUCCAGGAGAAGAACCUUCCUCGCUGAAAGUUUGCAGAGUAUCGAAAAUGUCCGAGGAGAUAGAGAAUCUAGAAAACGAAAAUCUACGGAUUCGACAUCGUCGGAGAAACGAUUGCGAUACGAUGACGACGACGAUUACCUUACUAUGAGAUGUAAACAUUGUCGUCGGUCUAUGAGACAAGCGAAACAGAAUCGUUUCAUCGAGGACGACUUUCCCAAGUCUCAAGACGAGGAGACGUGUUUGCAAAAUGAUUAUCUAAACGUCGUCGUCGAGGAGGGAGAAAAAGCUCAAAUUAAAUUGACUUCGUACUGCGUGUACGAUGAAAAAAAACACAUGUGUUCGUUCGAUAACGACAUUAUCAAAAAUGGAACCGAUCUUUACGCUGCUGGAUACGCGAAACCAAUACACACCGAAAACAGCGAGAUAGGCGAUGGUGUACCGAUGCGAAAAAUCGGCCCGUUAACGUCCUGGUGGAUAACCGGUUUCGAUGGCGGUGAAAAGGCCAUACUGGGUGUAUCGACGGAAUUAGCCGAUUAUUAUCUAAUGAGACCAAAUUCUAAAUUCGAACCUUUUCUAAGAGAUGCCAAUCUUAAAAUGUGUAUGGUGAAAUUGGUCGUCGAAUUUUUAAGGGAAUCUGAAGAAGACGAAUCCACCUACGAUAAUUUACUCUCCAAGUUGCAGGUUACUGUGCCACCGCCAGGAUUUACAACAUUAACGGAAGAAGACCUUCUGACGCAUGCUGAAUCUAUUUACGAUCUGGUAAUAAAUCAAGACGCUCAAUUAGUAAAUGCUCAAUGUAUGAAGCAUCUAGCUCGUUUGGCUGGAAUUUCAUUCGAAGAAAGAUUGACUAAAAUCCGUGUUGUUAAAAGAACUAAAAGAAGCUGGGUGGAAAGAAACAAUGAAAUGACUAAAGCUGCAACGACUAAUUUAGUCCAAAAUGUUUUCGGAUCGUUCUUCCCCGGGCAAAUGGAUAAAAGUUACAGCCAUCACUUGAGUCUGAUAAAAAAAUGUUGCGUAUUGCUGAAUAGGUGUGAUAACUUGUUGAAGAACGGAUUAUUCAAAAUCAACGGCAUUAAGGAAGACGAUAUAAUCGGUCACACUUUGAUAGUUGCUGAUAAUUUACUGCCACGUAAAAAUCCCAACGUUUUGGAUAGAACAAGCUUCGAAUCCACAAACGGGCCGAUUCUACUCAAAGAACUGCGUGUUGUUUUAGAUAAAAUUGAGCCGGAAAAUGAUAACGGAAACACCGCUUUGAACGGAGCCUAUGGCAAGCCAUUUUCUAUUUCAUUAGAAUUAUGGACGGAUGACAUGAUCAAAAAAUAUGUUAAAAGUAUAAAAUCGAAGGAAAAACCUAUAAAAAGAAAAGGCAAGUACACUUUUCGAAACGGUGGAUCCUCGAAUGUCCGCGUCAAAUUUAUCGGUGAAGCGGACCUGGUUCAAGAUGAUCGUUUUUAUUUCAAAGAAGCGAUGGUCUCGGAUCUGUCGGUUCACGUUGAUGAUUUUGUUAGCAUCGGGGAACACUACGACUCGACGAAUCAGAUCGGUCGAGUGAUAUACAUGUGGGAAGAAGAGGACGAAAAGUUAUUCCAUAUUCAUUGGCUCGUAAACAGCACGGAUACGCUUCUUGGAGAUAUCGGUAAUCAGCAAGAAUUGUUUGACACAUACGACUGCGAAGAUUUACCCCUCUCUAUGAUCGAGAAUAAAGUCACAGUAACCUACCUUCCUAUUAAACAUGAAACCUGGGUACAUGCAGGAAAUGGUUCGUUUAACGAAUGGCAAAAUUCGUCUGCAUCGAGCGAUGAAAAUUCUUACAUCUAUCAAAAGCUAUUUGAUGCAACGUUUGGUAGAUUUGAAGAUGUAAUAGAAGUCAGUUCUGAAAACAGGCUGAUCGAUCAUUGUACAUACUGUGAACGUAAUGUUGAGAAGGAAUUAUCGGAAAAGCCGAUGCUGGAUGCCAAUCCCGAGUACAAUAAAACUAUUAGCAAAUACUCUUACAAAUGGUUACGUUGGCGAAAAGAAGAGUUCAAAGUAGGAAGUUGUGUUUUCAUUAAAUCCGGCACACUAUUCUCAGGCAAAGAAAAUAACAAACCCAAGAAAAUUAACACCUUGAAAACUGUUGACGAAGAACGUUAUCCGGAACAUUACAGAAAAGACAAAGAAAGGAGGUACAGCAGGCCCAUCGAAGAUGUGCAUCCAUUUGAUAUUGGUUAUAUUAUGUCAAUUGAAUCGACUAAAAGAACCAGAAAUCCCGAGAAUAUCACGUUGAUCGUGAAAAAACUUUAUCGACCUGAGAAUACCCAUUUAGACGAGCAUAUUAUGAAACACUUGGACUUGAAUUUAGUUUAUUGGACGGACGAAGAAUGCGUUGUGCCGUUCUCAGAAGUAGAAGGAAAAUGUUACGUGGCUAAUUCGAGAAAUUUAUCGUGUACUGCCGAUGAAUGGACUAGAGGAGGUCCCUAUAGGUUCUACUACGAAGAAGAAUACAUUCCCAAGGAAAGGAAAUUCGUUCCAGCUCCUAAAAUGACGACUCGAGACGUUAAAUGCAACGGAAUCCGUCCCAAGUCUAAUUCGUUGGAGAGAAUUAUCGAAGAAAUUCCGAAGCCGUGGCCUUCUCUGUCGAGGCCUUUGCAUUCGUUGGAUAUAUUUGCCGGAUGUGGUGGGCUUACCGAAGGCUUACAUCAGGCAGGAAUCGCGGAAGUCCAUUGGGCUAUUGAAAAAGAAGAUGCCGCUGCUCACGCUUUCAGAUUGAACUAUCCUAAUGCGAAAGUAUUUGCGGAUGAUUGUAACAAGUUAUUGAAAAUGAUUAUGACUGGCCAGACGAGAAAAGACGGUCAAGCUUUGCCUCAGAAAGGGCAAGUGGAGUUGUUAUGCGGUGGCCCACCCUGUCAAGGAUUCAGCAGGAUGAACCGAUUUCACGAUAGGCAGUACUCUGCCUUUAAAAAUUCGUUGGUCGUCUCGUUUCUAUCGUACGUUGACUACUUUCGGCCUCGUUACGUGAUCAUGGAAAACGUGCGGAACUUCGUUAUCUUCAAGAAGAACACGGUGCUCAAGUUGACCUUGAGUUGCUUACUCAAAAUGGGAUAUCAGUGCACAUUCGGUGUACUUCAAGCUGGACAUUUUGGAGUACCUCAGAACAGAAGAAGGGCGAUAAUUUUAGCCGCUGCUCCCGGUGAAAUUUUACCAAAGUACCCCGAACCUACCAAUUCUUUCGAAGAAAAUGCCAUUACAGUUCUGGUUGAUGGUCAAAAGGUUACCACUAAUGUGAACUGGGAAUCAUCUGCUCCGUACAGAAAGCUGAGCGUAUACGACGCUAUCAGUGAUUUGCCAACUAUACCAAGUGGAGGUGAUCCUGAAAAUUGCGAAAUGUCGUACAAAGCCGAAGCAAAAACACAUUUUCAAAGAAUGAUGAGAAGAUCGAACGAUAUUCUGAGAGAUCAUGUGAGCAAAACUAUAAAUCCGUUGGUCGAAAAGCGUAUCACGUUCAUACCGAGAGUACCCGGAUCCGACUGGAGGGAUUUACCCAACAUCGUAGUUACCCUACCGGAUGGUUCUAAAACGAAGAAACUGGUUUACACUCAUCACGACAUCCAAAUGGGUAAAUCGAAGAACGGUGAACUGCGAGGUGUUUGCCCUUGCGCUGCGGGAAAAAAAUGCGAUCCAAAGUAUCGACAAUUGGAUACGUUGAUUCCUUGGUGUCUUCCUCAUACCGGAAACCGUAAUCAUCAUUGGAGCGGACUUUAUGGUAGAAUCGAAUGGGACGGACAUUUCAAGACAGUUAUUACGAAUUUAGAUCCUUUAGCUAAACAGGGCAGAGUCCUUCAUCCGGAGCAGGAUCGAAUUGUGUCAGUUCGUGAAGUAGCCCGAUCGCAAGGCUUCCCUGAUAAAUUUAGAUUUUUCGGUACUACUCAGGAUCGAUACAGACAAAUCGGUAACGCUGUACCGCCUCCUUUAGCAGCAGCCCUAGGUCGUGAAAUCGCUAAAUGUGUUGCCGAGGUUGAAAAACGCUCACCUAAAAAGACUGAUGAAGAUUAACCCGACCAUCUUUGUUUUAUAUACGAUUGAUUUUUAAAAUUUUUUUGAACCUUGUUAGACGGAUAUUCGUUAUGAUGAUUUUAAUUUGUAUACUUCUAUAUAUUUGUUAUGAAAUGAUGCAGUGGCCGGAUCCGUAAAACUUUGAACUUUUUAACCUUUGUAAAUUUUAAACGUGUACCUGAGGUCUCAAUGAUGUACCGAACAGCAUCGGGCUUUUUAAAAGACUACCUCAAAUGUUAUCUUUCAGCGAAACGUGUGACUUUUUUUUCGUGUUCAUAAUUGAAUUAAGAUUUAUUAGUAGGUAGUUAAUCGUCAACGCGACGAUAUUAUUGUUGAAAUUUUUUUAAUGGAAUUUUAGACGUAGCGAAUUCGACGCCUAAUUUUUUUUGUGUUUUUUUUUUUUUUUUUUUUUGGAAUUUGCCGUGUACAUUCCUUUUUUUGACAUGCCAGUAUUUAAUACCGACGUUAACGUGUUCAUUUUUAUGACUAGAUUAGAAAAAUGUAACCGCUAAAAAGUAAAAACGUGCGUCAUGUUUUUUUAUACAUAUAUUUUUUUCCUUCACAAUCCCUUCCUCCUAAUUUUUUUAAAUUUUUUUUUUGCAAUUGGUUAAUCACGGUGCGUGUAGUUGAAUAAACUUUUUCCCGAAUUUUUUGAAAAAAAUAUAUUGUGUUCAUUUUAAAAUUGAAAAUAUUUCCCGGCUGUUCAUUA